GCGCGCGUGUUGGCUCCGCCAUGGCUCUGAGGCGCGUCUUCCUGCUGCGCUCGGCGGCACCACGUGCGCAGCCCGCCGCGAGCCCAGGGGCUGUGCGGGCAUGGGGAGCAGCCGAGGCUGUGCGGCGGCCCGUGCCAGUCGUCGACUUCAGCAACACGCAAGAGGCGUACCGCAGUCGGAGGAGCUGGGAACUGGUGCGCAACCUGCUAGUGCUGCGCCUGUGUGCGUCGCGGGUGCUGCUGGUGCACCACGAGCAGUUGUUCCACGUUACCAGGAAGCUUCUGGGGCAGAGGAUGUUCGACAGACUAAUGAAGAUGACCGUCUAUGGCCAGUUUGUGGCUGGCGAGGACCAGGAGUCUAUCAGGCCUCUGAUCCAGCACAACAAAGCCUUCGGUGUUGGCUCCAUACUGGACUAUGGAUUGGAGGAAGAUCUGAGCCAUGAGGAGGCGGAGCGCAAGGAGAUGGAGUCAUGCACUUCUGAAGCAGAGAGAGACAGCAGCGGCACAAAUAAGAGGGAGAAGCAGUAUCAGGUCCACCCUGCCUUUGGAGACCGCAGAGAUGGAGUCAUCUGUGCCCGCACCUAUUUCUAUGCCAACGAAGCCAAGUGCGACAACUACAUGGAGAAUUUACUGCAAACCAUCGAGGCCUCAGGUGGAGCCAGUGACGGUGGUUUCGCAGCCAUUAAGCUCACUGCACUGGGGAGACCGCAGUUUCUGCUGCAGUUCUCAGAUGUGCUGACCAGGUGGAGACGGUUCUUUCAUCAAAUGGCCGCAGAGCAGGGGCAGUCUGGGCGUGCUGCUGUGGACACAAAGCUGGAGGUGACGGUGCUCCAGGAAAGCAUCGCGAAGAUGGGCAUCGCGUCCAGGGCCGAGAUCAAGGGGUGGUUCACACCAGAGACGCUGGGAGUGUCUGGCACUGUGGACUUGCUGGACUGGAACAGCCUCAUUGACAGCAGGACCCAGCUCUCCAGGCACCUGGUGGUCCCCAAUGUGCAGACAGGCCAGCUAGAGCCCCUGCUGUCCCGGUUCACGGAGGAGGAGGAGCAGCAGAUGAAGAGGAUGCUGCAGAGGAUGGACGUGCUGGCCAAGAAAGCCAGAGAUGCAGGCGUGCGGCUGAUGAUAGAUGCUGAGCAGAGCUACUUCCAGCCGGCCAUCAGCCGCCUCGCCCUGGAGAUGCAGCGCAGGUUCAAUGUGGAUAAGCCGCUCAUCUUCAACACAUUCCAGUGCUACCUCAAGGAUGCCUAUGACAAUGUGACCAUGGAUAUGGAACUGGCUCGCCGUGAGGGCUGGUGUUUUGGGGCCAAGCUGGUACGUGGUGCAUACAUGGCCCAAGAGCGUGCCAGGGCUGUGGAGAUCGGCUAUGAGGACCCCGUCAACCCUACAUACGAGGCCACCAAUGCCAUGUACCACAGGUGCCUGAACUACGUCCUGGAGGAGCUGAAGCGCAACCCCAGGGCAGAGGUGAUGGUGGCUUCCCACAAUGAAGACACAGUAAGCUUCACACUCCGCAGGAUGGAGGAGUUAGGCCUGCAUCCUGAUGAUGGCCAGGUGAGCUUCGGACAGCUGCUGGGGAUGUGCGACCAAAUUAGCUUCCCACUAGGUGAGCUGGGUUGUCCUGGGUGUGUGCAGGGGGGCGGGAGGCACACCGUGAGCGUGGGCCUUCAUAGCUGUGUGUGUGCAGGCCAGGCAGGAUUUCCCGUGUACAAAUAUGUACCCUACGGUCCUGUGAUGGAGGUGCUGCCCUACCUGUCCCGCCGUGCCCUGGAGAACAGCAGCAUCAUGACAAGGGCCCAGCGAGAGAGGCAGCUGCUCUGGCAGGAGCUCCGCAGGCGCCUGCGCACUGGCAACCUCUUCCACCACCCGGCCUAGUCACCGCAGGAACCAUGCCCACACCUACUCCACUCAACCUGUUAGCUCUGGGGCCUCAGGCAGGGCACAGCUUUGGGUGGGCUGGGAUUCCUUAGCCUAACCUACCCCAACAGGGUUCACCUUCUUAGAUCCAAGUCUUUGAGGUGCUGAGGUGGGGGCUGCCCCCGGGACAUCCUGCACCUCCAGGGGCAGACACUCAGGUAUGGGGUUGGCCAGAGUCACUGGGAGCUGACCCACUAUUCCCAGUGGGCACUCAUCACCUCCGCAGGCUGCAGAGCCCCAGUCCAGAAUACCUGCCAGGGUCUAACCCACCUUCCAAGACCCCGUGGUGGGCGGAGGGCAGAAGCCUGUUUAGUCAAUAAAUCAUGCUGUACUGAGAA
Molecule: messenger RNA, 2248 nt
Organism: Peromyscus maniculatus bairdii (prairie deer mouse)
Lineage: Eukaryota; Metazoa; Chordata; Mammalia; Rodentia; Cricetidae
Gene: Prodh
Product: proline dehydrogenase 1
Cellular component (GO): mitochondrion
Molecular function (GO): FAD binding; proline dehydrogenase activity
Source: RefSeq, a predicted model, not a curated record